This is a messenger RNA of Danaus chrysippus (African queen), 1146 nucleotides long. The record is from the annotation of a GenBank genome assembly. NCBI's taxonomy places the organism in Eukaryota, Metazoa, Arthropoda, Insecta, Lepidoptera, Nymphalidae.
AUGGUCGAAGCUAGCAAGUUCUGGUUUGAGCAGGCCUGUAGUAGUGCUCCUUGCAAUGUUUUAAUACACCCAUGGACUCCUAAAUGUAGUGAUGCUACAACAACAAUGUUACUCAGUUGUAUAAAAGGGAGUUAUAAAUUUUAUGCAAUGGUUUAUCUCAUACAAAUAUUAAUGAGAGGUAAAAAACUCGGUAAAAAGGAAAUGAAAGAACAGUUCAAAUUGUAUUUAAAAUCUGGUAUAUUUGGCCUCAGUGUUGGAAGUUCAUUUGUGACAUUGAAUUGUAUAUUUAGGAAAUUAUUCUUCAGUCAGUUUAAUUAUUACACAACUGUUCUACUACCAUGUACCGUGAGUGGGGUUGCGGUGUAUUUAGAGCCCCCUCAUAGGAGAGUUUUGGUUGUCAACCUAUUUGUUAAUCUGGUCUUUGAAUACUGGCAAAGGACAUUAGAAAUGAAAGGGUGGCUCAAGAGGUCUGUCAGUAGAGAGACACUCAUAUUUAUGUUUGGUAGCGCCAUCUUAUUCUAUCUCAUGAGAUUGGAAAGAGAGAACAAUAAACGAACACCAUUAUUCUGGUUCUUUACACCACCCCGAGUGUCAAAAGAGGUUGGUGAACCUGUUCCUGGUGUUGAAGGUAGGAGUGCGGCCUGCCCUCACAGAGGACCUUGUAUGAAUUAUGUUUUUAGGGGUGCAGCUCAGCUGUUUGGCGUCGGAUGUCUCAUGACGGCGCUACGUACAAUCAUACCAAGGCUAUUGACCCCAACGAAGGCUUUGAAAUCUUUGAAGCUGUCACAUCUGAAGCUCGGCCUGUUCUUUGGUGGAUAUAUAGGAAUAUACAGGUUAGUGAUAUGUCUUCUAUGUCGUGCGAACGGCAGGGACAGCGCACUAUAUGCUCUCCCGGCUGGUUUCCUUGCUGGCGCCGCGUUCAGGGCAUCACCAUCUACUCCGAUAUCAUUGGCGCCUGUCACCUCAUCGCUACAGAUACUCUUCUCAUGGCUGUACCAAAAAGGAAAAAUACCAGAGAAUUGGCCAUUGAUUGAGAUCCUAUACUGUUUGUGCCAAGGACUCCUGUUUCAUGCUAGAGUGAUGCAUGAAGACGUUUGCCCAAAGUACAUAGUGAAUUUGAUGCACACGGUCACAAGCAAUAAGUGA